AGGACACCGGCCCUCCAGGACUGAGUUUGGGCAGCCCUGAUAUAAGGUUAUUUUGUCAUUCAUAAAUGGAGUCCCUUCGCUACGUAAUUAAUUUUCAGUGUGAACGCACUACUCGCACUAUUAUAUACUAAAAACGUCAUAGAAUAGUGCAUAAGUGCGAUUUGGGACGCACCUAUACUUGUUAGUACUGCAAGAGGAACUACACAUGUGCGGCCGACAGUUGCAUUCCGGAAGACGCAUAGCUGCGGACUUGCACGUUCUUCGGAAGUGCAACACUUGUACGUUUUGGAGGCUCAGCACUGGAAAGAUGAGCGGCGAUUCAGAUAGUAAUAAAGUGUUCCAUGAGCAGCUCCGUUUGCAGCAGCUGUAUGAACAGAGGCGAGAGGGUGGAGAGGAUCCAAACACAUACGUCGACCCAGAAGACGGCACUGUGUACGACUGGGACCAUGAAAAGAGAGCAUGGUUUCCAAAGGUAAAUGAUGAUUUCAUCGCAGCAUAUCAAGCAAACUAUGGAUUCAAUGAGGAUGGGGCCCCUGAUCCAACUGCUGCGGUCCCUUUCUCCGAAUCCCUCCCUGCCAAACCGGAGGAGCCCAAGAAACCUGAAGAACCCAAGAAGCUGGAGGAGAGCUCAAUCCAGGGAACAGCUAAGGAGGGAGCUCAGAAAGGAGAGAAAAGGAAAGCAGAUCCAGGAUGGUUUGAAGUUGAAAAGGACAAAAACACCAAUGUUUAUGUGACGGGUCUUCCUCCAGAUAUUACUCCUGAUGAGUUUGUGGAGAUCAUGUCCAAAUGUGGAAUUAUCAUGCUUGACCCUAUCACAGAAGAGUAUAAAAUUAAGCUUUACAAGGACAAGGACGGGAACCAAAAAGGAGACGGACUUUGCUGCUACCUGAAGAAAGAGUCUGUAGCUCUUGCCGAGCGGCUUUUGGAUGAGACAGAGAUUCGGGGCUACCAGCUGCAUGUGGAAGUAAAGGAUAAUGUGGCACUAAAGACCUGUGUUGAGGAAACCUCACGAGAACGAGAAGAGAGACUGAAAACCUGGUCCUCUUUCCUGAGUGAUGAGAGUGCAUCUGCCAAAGCUAAAGCAGACUCUUCAAAAGCAGCUGAACAACAAAAUUCCAGCACACAAGAAACAGCAGAACAGACUCGACAGGAGGAACAUACAAACGAAAGCACUGCAGAACCGCAAGAGGGGAAAGAUGAGAAGGAUGAGAAGGAGCAUGACGAGGUAGAGGAAGGAGGAGUAGCGUCGACCGAUAGCAGUUUAGCAGGAAGUGAUAAUGAGGAUGCGUAG
Molecule: messenger RNA, 1291 nt
Organism: Sinocyclocheilus anshuiensis
Lineage: Eukaryota; Metazoa; Chordata; Actinopteri; Cypriniformes; Cyprinidae
Product: HIV Tat-specific factor 1 homolog
Exons: 7
Coding region: 206-1291 (361 amino acids)
Biological process (GO): mRNA splicing, via spliceosome
Cellular component (GO): U2-type spliceosomal complex; U2 snRNP
Molecular function (GO): RNA binding
Source: RefSeq, a predicted model, not a curated record